UUUCAAAAUGGCGUCAAUUUAUGAAUGAGUCGCUGUCGAACGGCUUUCACCGUUUUUCUAAAAUUAUUUGAAAGAGAUCAGAACGUCGUCACAGGUUUAAAGGGGAAAAAUCAUGUCAUCUUUGACUCCAACAAAUGCUUUUCCAAAUCCCCCAGCACCCAUUCCUCGACCACCUGGGAGGGCAGGGAGAAGUACUCCUCGUCGAAGUUCUUCUCGGUCUAUUAAACGAAAAAAGUUUGAUGAUGAGUUGGUGGAGAGCAGUCUUAAGAAGGUGUCCAAACAAAGAGGUGAUGUCGUUGUCCUGGAAAAAGAAAUACAGAAAAGAACUUUGCCCACAGGUAAAGGCUCCUCAAGGAAACAGAGAAAAAGCAAGAACCCUCAAGUGAAUAAAGACUUUGGAAGAUGGAGACCAGCAGAUGAUCUUGCCCUCAUUACUGGAGUUCAGCAGACAAAUGAUCUGACAGCUGUUUAUCUUGGGAUAAAGUUCUCUUGUCGAUUCACUCCAAAAGAAAUUCAAGAAAGAUGGUAUCAACUUCUUUAUGAUCCAGUAGUGUCGAGGUUGGCCACUACUGCCGUUAAACAGCUUCCUCCAGAUGUCAUUGCUGCAGCGCAGAACAAUGCACUGUGGAACAAAGAAGAGGAACUUAUCUUGGCAAAUGUGCCAGCGAACAGCCCAGCUUCUUUAGAAUUAUUCCAAGAUUUGUUGGAUAAAAACCCCUCAGUUUUUCACCAGUGUCGGUCAGCUAAGGCACUAAGAAAUCACUGGCUUCUGAUGCGCCAAUAUCAACUCCUCUCUGAUCAGACAGUUUCCACAGCAGAGCAUGCAGUGAGUUUUUCUGAUGCUGAGGAACAGAUUAACGACGCUGAACUCUCAGAAACCAAGGAUGAUAACCUAGAACAGGAACUUUCAUUGGCCGACAGACGAAACAAAAGAGAGAUACGCAUGUUAGAAGGGGAGAUUCCGUUGUGGCAAGUUAUCGUGGAGAAACUCAAUGCAGCCACGGGAGCCACCACAGUCACGCCAGCCAGCGAGUUUGAUUCCCACACACUUGCAGUGUUGAGAGGGCGACUGGUCAGAUACCUGAUGCGCUCCAGAGAGAUUACCGUCGGAAGAUCUACCGCUGACAAUCACGUUGAUGUUGAUUUGUCCCUAGAAGGACCAGCAUGGAAAAUAUCAAGGCGACAGGCGGUAAUCAAGCUUCGUAGCGAUGGUGAGUACUGUGUCAUCAACGAAGGUCGGAGGCCGCUGUACAUAGAUGGCAAGCCCGUCGUCAUUGGCGCGAAAGCGAGGCUCCACCAUAACUCCACUUUUGAGAUUUGUGGUCUUCGCUUCGUGUUCCUGAUAAACCAAGAUCUUCCGGGAGCCACAAAGGAAGUUAAACAACCGACACCAGCCCAGCAAGGAAAGGUUGCGUAAAAUUACGUUGAAAGUGCUUCAGGACACCAGCGAUGACCUGGAGCUUCAUACUCGUCGAAAGUUGCUUUCAAAACACAACUUACAUUUAUCUGUCAUAUCACCAGAUGUAGAAAACACCAGAAAAUAUUUAUAUUCAACGAUAAUAUCCGUCGGGGAGUCUUUCAUCGUCGUCGAUACAUAGGGACGUUUCGUGCAAGAGACGAGAGGGUAACACGAACAUUCCCGAACUAGCUAGAGGUUCGGCGCGCAUCGCACACACAAGUGUGACGUGGGGAGAAAUAUAUCACUUCUUAAUUUAAUCGAGAUUGUAAAUUUGUAAAAUGUUUUAUUUGAGGUAAACUCGACAUUUUAUGAUACAUACAUUCGAUUGUAUAUAAGGGUAGAGAAAUAAGGAAUGGGAUAAUAAAAUUUCA
Molecule: messenger RNA, 1830 nt
Organism: Pocillopora verrucosa
Lineage: Eukaryota; Metazoa; Cnidaria; Anthozoa; Scleractinia; Pocilloporidae
Product: microspherule protein 1
Biological process (GO): positive regulation of transcription by RNA polymerase II
Cellular component (GO): Ino80 complex; MLL1 complex; NSL complex
Molecular function (GO): G-quadruplex RNA binding; protein binding
Source: RefSeq, a predicted model, not a curated record